This is a messenger RNA of Strongylocentrotus purpuratus (purple sea urchin), 1100 nucleotides long. It is a transcript of the gene l3hypdh, whose product is annotated as trans-L-3-hydroxyproline dehydratase. The record is from RefSeq and is a predicted model, not a curated record. Gene Ontology annotation, molecular function: hydro-lyase activity. Lineage: Eukaryota; Metazoa; Echinodermata; Echinoidea; Camarodonta; Strongylocentrotidae.
GUCAGAUAUCACGGUGGCCGUGCACAAACGCUCGUUCUGCAUAAAACGAUAGAAAUGCACACCGGUGGUGAGCCGUUGCGGAUUAUCAUCUCUGGCUACCCCCAAAGUGGGGACACGAUAUUGGCAAAGCGCUCGUAUGUACGCGACAACUUGGCCCUUCGAAAAGCUCUCAUGCUUGAACCAAGGGGCCACUUUGACAUGUACGGAGCCCUCCUUGUGAAACCGGACCACCCCAAGGGAUUUGCCACUUUAUUCUUGCACAAUGAAGGCUACAGUACAAUGUGUGGUCAUGCGACCAUUGCGAUGGCCAGAUAUGCAGUGGAUUUUGGACUCGUUCAGCCGGUUUCGCCAGAGAAAGUUAAUCUUCAAUGUCCGUGCGGAUUGGUCAGAAGUUUUGUAGAAUAUGACGACAAAACAAAGUUUUCAGGAAGAACGAGAUUUCUGAGUGCUCCUGCCUUUUGUUUUUAGGACAGGUUGACCGUGCAGGUACCAAGUUUCGGUGAAGUAACGCUCGACAUCAGCUAUGGCGGGGCCUUCUAUGCAUUGGUCUCUGCUGAUCAGCUUGGGCUAGAGCUCGGUAAAUCCUCGGUACGGAGCAUCCAGGAGGCUGCAACGGCCGUUUCCAAGGCAACCAGAGAAGCGGUGGUCCUCGAGCAUCCGGACAGUCCAGAUCUUGCCUUCCUCUAUGGGACUAUCGUUACAGAUGGGGCAGAUGGAUGGAGCGAGGAGCCCACGACCAACGUCUGUGUCUUUGCAGAUGCUCAGAUUGACAGAAGCCCCACCGGGUCAGGGGUCACUGCCCGCAUCGCUCUUCAAGUUCACAAAGGACUGAUAGACUUGAACCAGACUAGAACCUUCAGGGCUGGGGUCACGGGGUCAAAGUUCACAGGGAAAGCAGCGGAAAGGACCAAGGUUGGUGACUUUGAGGCUGUUGUGGUCGAGGUGUCUGGGAAGGGCCACUUCCUAGGACAGAGUACUUUCAUUUGUGAAGACGAUGACCUGUUGGGAAAGGGAUUUCUGGUACACUGAGGGGUCAUAGGUCAAAGUUCACUGAGUGCAAAGAACCAUUUUCAUGCUCCUUCGUUUAGUAUUAAUUUGUU